AUGGCUAAGAAGCUAGCUGCAUUGAAACCCCCACUAUUCCUAGGUAAGGAGGAUCCGUUGUUGGUUGAAAACUGGGUACGUGAUUUUGACAAGAUCUUCUCUGCUGCUGGUACACCUGAUGCUCAAAAGGGUCCUAUACUAAGAAACCAAGAGAACUUUGGCUGGGAUGCGUUCAAGUUGGCUAUCAAGGGACGUUUCUUCCCUGAACACAUAAGGAGAAAGAAAUACAAUGAGUUCAGUAGGUUCAAUCAAACUGGGGGCAUGAGCGUGCAAGAAUAUGCUGAGAAGUUUAAUGAAUAUGCUAGGUUCUGUCCAAAUGUGGUACCUGAUGAGAGAGCUAAGGCUUCAAAAUUUGAAGAUGGGUUGAUUUUCAGAAUUCAGAAGAAAGUGAUAGCAGCUGGCGCAACAGCAACAUUCCAAGAAGCAUACGAAAGGGCUUGUAACACCGAAAGGGUGAUAAAACGUGAAGAAGAGGUGAAGAAUAUGCACAAGAAGAGAAAUAAUGCUGAAACCUCCAACCAGCAAGGGUAUGACAAGAAACCUCGCUAUGGAGGAAAUAGUAAUGGCUAUGGCAAUGGAAAUGGCUAUGGGAAUGGAAGUGCCAAUGGUAAUGGCAGUGGCUACAGGUCUAACGAUCGUUACAACAACAACAACCGCAACUACCAAGGUCAAGGAAAUCAGAAUCAGCAAGGAUCCCUUCCUUGCAAGAGAUGUCACAAGAGCCAUCGUGGUCGUACUUGCCAAGGAGACCCAAUCACUUGUUACGAAUGCAAGGAGCCUGGACAUAAGGCACGUGAAUGUCCCAAGAGGCAGGGGAAUAAUCGCCAAGGUCAUAAUGGAAACAAUAAUAGCAAUGGAGGCGGCUAUGGAAGGAACUCGAACAACAAUGUCAAUGGACAUACCAACAAUGGUAAUGCUGGAGCAACAAACACUAACCAGAACAAUGGCAAUGGGAGAACCAGCAAUGGAAGGAUAUAUAUCAUGAACCAGAAUGAGGCUAGCAUCAAUGCCAACGUUGUGACGGGUACUUUUCUAGUUAACUCUAAGCCUGCUUACUUACUUUUUGAUUCAGGGGCGUCCCAUUCUUUUGUAUCCACUUCUUUUGUGAGUAAAAAUGCAUUGAAACCUUCAUCGUCGUGUCAAGCCAAUAUAGUGAUACCAUCUGGGGAAGUUGUGCUUUGUAAAUCCCUAUACCAAAACAUUCCCAUUAAUGUAGCUGGGACUGAGUUACCUGCAGACCUUAUCUAG
Molecule: messenger RNA, 1248 nt
Organism: Spinacia oleracea (spinach)
Lineage: Eukaryota; Viridiplantae; Streptophyta; Magnoliopsida; Caryophyllales; Amaranthaceae
Exons: 2
Coding region: 1-1248 (415 amino acids)
Biological process (GO): proteolysis
Molecular function (GO): aspartic-type endopeptidase activity; zinc ion binding; nucleic acid binding
Source: RefSeq, a predicted model, not a curated record